Messenger RNA from Alnus glutinosa, 876 nucleotides. Its product is annotated as glutathione S-transferase T3-like. Bases 1 to 876 code for a protein of 291 amino acids. The record is from RefSeq and is a predicted model, not a curated record. NCBI's taxonomy places the organism in Eukaryota, Viridiplantae, Streptophyta, Magnoliopsida, Fagales, Betulaceae. The transcript has 2 exons.
AUGGACAACUCAUUCUUGGAUGAAUCUCAACAAGCUUCAAUGUCCAUUGAUCACUCUCAACCCCAAGUUGUUAUGGCUUGCACUAAGAAACCACAAUGGGGUGCCAACUUCUCUAUAGAGGAAGACAAGCAAUUGGUAUCGUCGUGGUUAAAUGUUGGCAUGGAUGCAGUGCAAGGGGCUGACGAAAAACACAGCCAAUUUUGGAAAAGAGUUCACACAUAUUUCCAUGAGCAUGAGGAGUUCCCUUCUAAACGAAUUUAUACCUCUCUAAUGAAUAGGUGGUCAACUAUUCAAAAAUCAGUUACUAAGUUUACUGCGUGCCUAUCUCAGAUUGAACAUCUCAACCAAAGUGAUACUACUGAGCAUGAUAAGAGGGAACAGAAGUGGUUGCACCAUGGCAACAAGGACAAACAAAAAAGAUCAUCUAUGGAAACAUAUACUAAUGUCACUCAUACUCCAGAUUCAAUAAAUGAAGGUGAGGGGGACAAUGUGUCGCAUGGUAACAAUGUAGACUGUGAGAGACCAAUAGGCAGAAAAGCCGAAAAGGCAAAAAGAAAGAGGAAAGAGGAUCCCUCCGAAGAUGUUGUGGAAUUCAUAAAGAUAAAAAUAGAAAGUCUUGAGGAAGUUCGUGUUCAAGGAGAAGAGAUAAUUCGCUUGGAAAAAGAAAAGCUUCAAUUGGAACAAUUGGAUCAUGAAAAGAUAAUGGAUAUUGAAUUGAAAAUGCUUCAUAUGCAAGAGUUGGAGUUGCAAGAGAAAAUGGAUAUGGAAAGGAAAAAAAUUCAAUCGGAACAAAUGGAUCAAGAAAAUAUAAUGGAUAUUGAAAAGGAAAAGGCUUCAUUUGCAAGGGUUGGAAUGGAAAGAGAAGAUGGAUAUUGA